Molecule: messenger RNA, 441 nt
Organism: Beauveria bassiana ARSEF 2860
Lineage: Eukaryota; Fungi; Ascomycota; Sordariomycetes; Hypocreales; Cordycipitaceae
Product: putative thioredoxin G6G8.7
Exons: 3
Coding region: 1-441 (146 amino acids)
Source: RefSeq, a predicted model, not a curated record
AUGCUUCCGUCAUCACGCAUCAUCCCCUCCAACGCCUCGCGCAUCGCAUCCAUUGUUCGCCAAGCUAUUUUUGCUCCCGCCCAUAACCGACGCUUCCACGUUUCCCGUCCAGCCAUGACUGUCCACGUUGUGAAGACCGCCGACGAGUUCCGUCAGGCCAUCGCAAACAACCAGGUCGUCAUUGUCGACUCGUACGCCGACUGGUGCCCGCCUUGCAAGGCCAUUGCUCCCGUCUUGGAAAAGCACUCCAACUCGGAUGAUUUCAAGGACAAGGUGCACUUUGUCAAGUUCGACGUCGACAAAAUUCCCGAAAUCUCCCAGGAACUCCGCGUCAGCUCCAUUCCCGCCUUCUUCUUUUUCAAGGACGGCAAGCAGGUCGACAACUUUGUCGGCGCCAACCCCGCGGAGCUCCAGCGCCUGCUCAAGACGCACUCUGCCUAG